AUGUCAUUAUUAUCACUUCCGCCAGAAAUCUUCAAUGCCGUUCUCGAUGGUGUCUCGGGCCGCGAUGCCAUGAAUCUACGCCUUGUCUGCCAACGCACAAGUGCCUUGUCGAGCCAUCAAUUCGGACUCAAGUGCCUGACAGAUCUAUCCUUCAUCUGGUCGCCAUACAGCUUGCAAGGGUUAUUAGACCUUAGUGCGCAUCCCUUGGGUCGAUAUAUCAAGCGCCUUACUUUUUCAACUCACUUCAUCUAUGCGGAAGAAUUCACCGAGGACCCGGUCGAACAACGAAAUGCCAGAUUGGAAACUACAUUUGACCAGUGGGAGGAAAGAAGUGUGCCGCUGGUUCGAGCAUUGGAAAACUUCAGAGAGGCGAAUGUACAUCCAAUACUUGGGUCUUACGAUUAUCAGGUUCCUUGGUUACCUCUGGACAACAGCAACAAUGAUAUCAAUGCCAGCAACCCACCGAGAAAAGGAUAUGGCUUUGAAAACUACUACGGAACUACCAAGCUGGAAACUCGACACGCAACCUUCAUGCACACGAACCAAUACAUCCUCAAAGCCGCACAACAAGCCAAAUUCACCGUCAAAGCCUUCCACACAAACUGGAACUCACAAAGUCUGCACCAAGAAGAUGACAUCCGUUUCAUGCAACAUCAACUCCUAGUCUCCCAACCCGACGGCAAUAUAAAGCCCGAUUUUGAGCUCUUGGCCACCUUUUUGGAUCCAGAAAUGUGCCACUGUUUUGGCGAGAUACGCAUCAUGCUGUGCGACGUGGGUACAGAAUUCUUGACGGCAUUUCUGGCCAACCAAGCGAAAAGUUUACGCGUGCUUCAUCUCGAACACAUCACCAUGGACCUCUGGGAUGAAGCCAUGGGUGAAGAUCAGGAUUUGGACAACGGUGCUAUGGCUCUAAAUUUUCUUACCAUGCUGAAGAAUGACUUGUCCUUGGAGUACCUCAAAUUGUCACGGUUGAGCAACGCAAGGGAUAGAUCGAGGUUGAUAGGUGGACAUGACGAUACAUGGACGAGUCGAGAGGAGAUUCAGGAUGGGUUGCAGAUGUAUAUACAGAGGGAGGAAGACGACGAGCAUUCCGUCGACGAGGAGUGGCUUGAUGACGAUGAUGAGGGCGAGUGGAUAUCUGUACAUCACUCUGAGGAUGAGGAUGAAGAAGAAGUCUGGCCCGGUAUUUUACAGGAUGGAAAUAAUGAGACAACAACGGAUCGGCCAGAUGCAGGAGAGGGUGAAGAAUCUGGGGUGUGA
This is a messenger RNA of Aureobasidium uvarum, 1260 nucleotides long. NCBI's taxonomy places the organism in Eukaryota, Fungi, Ascomycota, Dothideomycetes, Dothideales, Saccotheciaceae. The record is from the annotation of a GenBank genome assembly.